Trichosurus vulpecula (common brushtail) is the source of this 1554-nucleotide messenger RNA. Its product is annotated as putative serine protease K12H4.7. The transcript is spliced from 9 exons. Bases 1 to 1554 code for a protein of 517 amino acids. Gene Ontology annotation, biological process: proteolysis. NCBI's taxonomy places the organism in Eukaryota, Metazoa, Chordata, Mammalia, Diprotodontia, Phalangeridae. The record is from RefSeq and is a predicted model, not a curated record. Gene Ontology annotation, molecular function: dipeptidyl-peptidase activity; serine-type exopeptidase activity.
AUGCUCCUGUUGCCUCUCCGGGGUUGGUGGCUGCUGCUGCUGGUGCCCCUGCUCUUUGGCACCUACACGGAGAGCAAGCUCGGGAGUUUCCGCCUUGGCAUCUAUCCUAAAGUGACAGAUCACCCUGACCAGCAGUGGCUUUGGCAAAGACUGGACCAUUUUGAUAAAAGACACUCUGAAUUCUGGAGACAGAGGUUUUUUGUCAAUGAUAGGUUCUAUAGACCAGGUGGCCCAGUUUUCUUAGAGCUUGGAGGAGAACAAUCUGCUGUCGAUUCAUGGACAAGUAGCUCUUCCUUGUUAAGAUAUGCUAAAAGAAUGGGAGCCAUGUAUAUUUUGCUAGAGCACAGAUAUUACGGUAAAAGCCAUCCAACCGAGGAUAUUUCUACACACAACCUUCGCUUCCUCAGCAGCAGGCAAGCCUUGAAAGAUGCUUUAUACUUCCGGAAAUUUCUUACACAUAAACUAAGACUGUUUAGAAACAAAUGGGUUGUUUUUGGUGGUUCUUAUGCAGGCUCCCUGGCUGCCUGGUUGAGGGAGAAACAUCCUAGGAUGUUUCAUUCAGCAGUAGCCUACAGUGCACCUAUCUAUGCAAAGGCUAAUUUUUCUGAAUACCUGGAAGUCGUCCAAAAUGCCUUGUUUAGACACGGUCAUUCUGAGUGUGUAGACGCCGUCAGGAACGCUUCACAGGUUCUGAUGCAUAUGCUUAAACAUAAGAAAUACCACUCUGCCAUUUCAAAUGAUUUUAGAUUAUGUGAAAGGUUAAAUAUUGACUCAGAAGUGAAAAUGUCCUAUUUCUUGGAAACUCUUAUUACCAAGAUUUCUGCUAUUGUUCAAUACAAUAAAAAGAGGCCUUGGGAUCAGGACCCAAAUUAUAAUUUUGAAGACGAGGUGACAGAAUCUGAUGUCAGUAUUAAUUAUUUCUGCCAAGUAAUGACUGAUAAGUCACUUGGAACACCAUAUGAGAGAUAUGCACGGUUUUUUGUUAAGACUCUUGAAAGCCCUCAACACUGCUUGGAUGCAAAUUAUGAAGGAUUCAUAGCAAGUGUGAGUCGUCCUGAAUGGGAUGGAGAAGCUGCAGAAGGAAAUUUUGGUGAUGUUAAUUGUCUAAGGGUCAGGAAGGCUACAAGAGAAGCACGUGUAGACUUGAGUGGAAGAGCAUGCUUUAGCAAAGAGAAGAAGCGUAUCCGAUACAUUAAUCCAAUGAGAGGCCAAUUCCAAUCGUCAAACUAUUAUAUUGAUCAAUGUGAAGCAAUAUUUGACUUGGGAUUAGAUGUUUAUUCAGUGCUUGAAUCUGUUGAUGAAACCAACAAAUACUACUAUACGCCCUUAAUCAAGAAUGGCAGAAGAAUCCUGUUUGUUAAUGGUGACAUUGACCCUUGGCAUAUAGUUCCCACUGUGAAGCGAUGUUUGAAAACCAAAAGAAUGAUCCAGAGAAUCUCAAAGCCGCACGACAUCUUAUCUUCAGCACCCUGCUCAGAUGGCUAUCUAAAAGGAGGCACUGAAAUGAGAGGGAUUGAUGGUAUCCAAAGACUGGCCUCUGAAUGCAUUACCUGA